AUGGGUGCCGGCAGCAGUGUGGCAUCGCAAGGCAAGAGGGAAGCCUCACACCACUUCUCUUUCGGAGCGAACAUCGUGAUCUUCACAUCAGUUCUCUGGCGCAUCGCCGCAGAGACACCCGAGUCCGCGCGCUCAUGCCUCCGGAGGUGGGGGCCCUUUAUCCUUGCCACUUUCGGCUGCUGCUUGGUCAUGUGGGAUUCUUUUCGGCACAUCUUGCUCGACCAUGGUGGAGUCCUCUUUCCAGAGGAAGUGUUGGCAAUGUACCGUGACGACGGUGGGCUGACAACAAUGGGCCACAUCAGCCAGUUCACAACGAUCACAGGGCCGUGGUCUCAUAUUCAGUGCAGAGUAAGUGGCCGGUAG
This is a messenger RNA of Symbiodinium natans, 363 nucleotides long. The record is from the annotation of a GenBank genome assembly. NCBI's taxonomy places the organism in Eukaryota, Dinophyceae, Suessiales, Symbiodiniaceae.